Manacus vitellinus (golden-collared manakin) is the source of this 1178-nucleotide messenger RNA. RefSeq names its product developmentally regulated GTP binding protein 1 (gene DRG1). Gene Ontology annotation, cellular component: cytoplasm. Gene Ontology annotation, biological process: cytoplasmic translation. Gene Ontology annotation, molecular function: GTPase activity; GTP binding. Bases 16 to 1158 code for a protein of 380 amino acids. The transcript has 7 exons. Lineage: Eukaryota; Metazoa; Chordata; Aves; Passeriformes; Pipridae. The record is from RefSeq and is a predicted model, not a curated record.
UUUAUUGACAGGUACAUGCCAUGGAGUGUUCUGGAGACAAAAGGGUGCAAGGUAAUAAAUAAAGAUUGUGACUCUCUUUCACACCCUCAUCCUCCUUGUAGGAAAACUUACUUGGCUUUUGCUCAGACAGUAUUAAAAAUAAUAGCAGGACUGCUGUCCAGAACAUUAGAAGACAAAAAAUGUCCAUGUUUGGACAAAUAUUUCUGCUCCUUAUUUGCAGGUUUUGAUGUUGCAAAGACAGGAGAUGCCCGAAUUGGGUUUGUGGGUUUUCCAUCAGUGGGGAAAUCUACUCUUCUAAGUAACCUUGCUGGUGUGUACUCUGAAGUGGCAGCAUAUGAAUUCACCACACUGACCACUGUGCCUGGAGUCAUCAGGUACAAAGGAGCAAAGAUACAGCUGCUUGAUCUGCCAGGAAUUAUUGAAGGUGCCAAGGAUGGUAAAGGCAGAGGACGGCAGGUCAUUGCAGUUGCUCGAACCUGUAAUCUCAUUCUGAUUGUUCUGGACGUGCUGAAACCCCUUGGCCACAAGAAAAUCAUAGAGAAUGAACUGGAGGGAUUUGGAAUUCGUCUGAAUAGUAAGCCCCCCAAUAUUGGCUUUAAAAAAAAGGAUAAAGGAGGCAUUAACCUUACAGCCACAUGUCCUCAGAGCGAGCUGGACACUGAAACAGUGAAGAGCAUCUUAGCAGAGUAUAAAAUCCACAACGCCGACGUCACUCUGCGCAGCGAUGCCACGGCCGACGACCUGAUCGACGUGGUUGAAGGAAACAGGGUCUACAUCCCAUGCAUUUAUGUCCUAAAUAAAAUUGACCAAAUUUCCAUUGAGGAACUAGAUAUUAUUUACAAAGUACCCCACUGUGUGCCAAUAUCUGCUCAUCAUCGCUGGAACUUUGAUGAUCUGCUGGAGAAAAUUUGGGACUACUUGAAGCUUGUACGAAUCUACACCAAACCCAAGGGGCAGCUCCCAGACUACACCUCUCCUGUGGUACUACCUUACUGCAAGACAACAGUGGAGGAUUUUUGCAUGAAGAUCCACAAAAAUCUCAUUAAAGACUUUAAAUAUGCACUGGUUUGGGGUUCAUCUGUUAAACACAACCCUCAAAAAGUUGGUAAGGACCACACCCUUGAAGAUGAGGAUGUUAUUCAGAUUGUGAAGAAAUAAAGUUGUUCUCCCCUGGUUUA